GUCACUCUUAAUGGCAUGAGUGGCAAGGUGAAGCUGGUUGCGCAGCAAGAAAGACGCAUGACACUGCCUGCCGUCGAAAUCGGCAAGAACAAAUCUCUUCACCCUGCUGAAGAAUAUCCACCUGACAAGGAGUCAUUUCCAAAUGUACUGCGACAACUGGACGUUCCUGCUCCUUACAACUGA
This is a messenger RNA of Soboliphyme baturini, 183 nucleotides long. Lineage: Eukaryota; Metazoa; Nematoda; Enoplea; Dioctophymatida; Soboliphymatidae. The record is from the annotation of a GenBank genome assembly.